This is a messenger RNA of Enterobius vermicularis (human pinworm), 696 nucleotides long. The record is from the annotation of a GenBank genome assembly. Lineage: Eukaryota; Metazoa; Nematoda; Chromadorea; Rhabditida; Oxyuridae.
AUGACCGUUCGAUAUCACAGCGAUUUAUCGUCGGCCAGUUUUCUUGGGUCGACAUUAAUGAUUCUGAGAUGGAAAGGAAGUUUAUGGAAAGCAGUUUAUCAAGAACUAAUUGUGUGGCUAAUUAUUUAUGCAAUUUUAUCCUGUACCUAUGCUUUUUGGCUUAAUGAUCAUCAAAAAAAGUUACCAUUUCUAACUUUUGAACAAGUGGUCAACUUUUGCAACAGAUACGGUGAACUUAUUCCACUAACAUUUAUGUUGGGUUUUUAUGUCACUCUGGUUGUUGAAAGAUGGUGGGGUUGUAUUACACGUCUGGGUUUAAUUGACAAUGUAGCAGUGUUAAUUGCAAAUCGGAUACGUGGUGAAAGUGAACGAGCCGCAUUGAUUCGUUGUUCAAUUCUUCGUUAUCUGACGCUGAUUCAAGUGAUGAUCUAUCGAGCAAUUAGUACAACUGCUAGACGUAAAUUUCCAACACUGGAAAGUUUGGUUGAAGCCGAAGUUGAAUCUAACCAAGUUAAAGGGUAUUUGGAAAAAAAUGAACUGGCACGAUUUCGAGAAAAUAAUUUUUGGAUAUGCAUACAAUGGGCAAUGUCAUUGGCUCGUACAGCACGAGAUGAGAAUAUUAUUCAAAAUGAUUUUGCACUCGAAGAUAUCUUUAAGGUUUUUCUACUGAAUUGGUUAAAUUUUAAUAAUGUCUAA